AUGGGCAUCCUCACAUUGAAAGAAGACCGGCCGACGCCAAAGGAGGUCUACAACUGGCGUAUCUACGUCUGUGCCUCCAUCGCCUCCUUCGCAGCGUGUACGAUUGGAUACGACUCUGCCUUUAUCGGCACUACACUAGCCCUUCCCUCCUUCGCCUCCGAAUUCAAAUUUGCCGAGUAUAGCAAAGACAACCUCGCCCUCCUCAAACAGAACAUCGUGUCCGUCUACCAAGCAGGUGCUUUCUUUGGCAGUCUUUUCGCCUAUGGAAGCAGCUACUACCUCGGUCGCCGUUACUCCCUCAUCCUAUUCUCAGCCAUCUUCAUGGUUGGCGCUGGAAUAAUGCUGGGGGCCAAUGGCGAUCGAGGUCUUGGACUCAUCAUCGGCGGACGAGUCCUUGCAGGCAUCGGAGUAGGAGGCUGCUCCAACAUGACACCCAUCUACAUCUCAGAGCUUUCUCCCCCGGCUAUUCGAGGCCGACUAGUUGGGUUAUACGAACUAGGCUGGCAAACAGGAGGUCUUGUUGGCUUUUGGAUCAACUAUGGCCUCUCCGAAACAAUGGCACCUUCCCACAAGCAGUGGAUUAUCCCGUUUGCUGUGCAGCUCAUCCCUGCUGGCGUCCUCCUUGUGGGUGCCUUGUUUAUCCCAGAGUCUCCCCGGUGGCUGUUCUCCAAGGGUAGACGGGAGGAGGCUGUCAAGACCCUCACUUGGAUGCGGCAGCUCGAUUCUGACCACGUGUACCUUGCCGAGGAAAUACGCAACAUCGAAACCGAAAUCGAGCACUUCAAUACGGCAAUUGGUCAGGGAUUCUGGAGGCCGUUCCAGGCCCUCAAGGAUCGCAAGACACAGUGGCGUUUCUUCUUGGGUGGCAUGCUUUUCGUCUGCCAGAAUGGUUCCGGAAUCAACGCGAUUAAUUACUACAGUCCUACCGUGUUUAAGAGCAUUGGUAUCACGGGCUCCAACACGAGCUUCCUUACGACCGGUAUCUUCGGAGUAGUCAAGACCGCCCUUACAUUUGUUUGGCUCAUGAUUCUGAUCGAUCAUGUGGGACGUCGCAACCUUCUUAUGAUUGGUGCUGGUGGUGGCGCUUUCUGCAUGUACUUUAUCGGAGCCUACAUCAAGAUUGCGAAGCCAGAGACAACUGCGGGCUCGGCCAAUGCUGGUCUUUCUUCUGGAGGCAUCGCCGCAGUAUUCUUCUUCUACCUGUACACGGCCUUUUACACGCCAUCCUGGAACGGAACUCCUUGGGUUCUCAACUCGGAAAUGUUCGACCAGAACACUCGGUCUCUCGGCCAGGCGAACGCCGCGGCUAACAACUGGUUCUGGAACUUCAUCAUUGCCCGAUUCACCGAGCAGAUGUUCAAUGCCUGGGGCUAUGGUGUCUACUUCUUCUUCGCCUCCCUCAUGGUUCUCUCUGUCUUCUUCGUCUUCUUCUGCGUUCCAGAGACCAAGGCCAUUCCCUUGGAGUCUGUGGACAGACUGUUCGAAAUCAAGCCAGUUUGGAAAGCGAACAAGCGUCUUCUUGCUGAAUUGGCCUCCACUCAGAGAGAUUCGAAUGAUGUGAUCGAGGGGAUGAAGGGUGAUGAUGAGAAGGUUUCUGAAGCUCAUUCCGAGUACAAGUCAGCAGCAUGA
Molecule: messenger RNA, 1629 nt
Organism: Clonostachys rhizophaga
Lineage: Eukaryota; Fungi; Ascomycota; Sordariomycetes; Hypocreales; Bionectriaceae
Source: the annotation of a GenBank genome assembly